AUGCGUUCUCUCGUACUCGUUCUCUUCCUCAUCGGCAGUGCUCAUGGUCUUUUCGGCACCAUCACCAACGUCAUCAACACUGUUGGUAACACAGUUCAAUCCGCAGCCAAUCAAAUUGGUCAAACUGUUUCAAAUUUAUGGAACGGUGCAACAAAUCAAGUUGGCACAGUCGUCGGUAAUGUUGUUGACAGUGCUGGAAAUAUCUACGGACAACUAGUUAAUACAGCUAAUGGUGUUCAAUUUGCUGCUAAUUUCCUCUGGGAUAACGUUUUCGGUCCAGCUUACGACUUAAUGAUCGAAGGCGGUCAAUUAUUUCUUGACGAUAAAUUCGGAAACAUUGUUAGCACUAUUGGUCGUCGGUCCAUUGUUGCUGAAAAUAUUCUUUCAGAAAAGUUCGCUGAAUUGACAGCUCGUUUCAAAUCAAAUAUUCAUCAAUUAUUUAACGAUUUAUUUCAAAUGGAAAAGGAAGCUCUUAUUGCUUUACAGAAAGGCGAAAAACAAUUAGAACAAAGCAUCCGAGCAUUCUACGCCCGUAUGGCCGAAGUCGAAAACCAAAUCAAACAAUGGGCUGCUGAAACGAAAUACGAAUUACAAACGCAUGCACUUACCGUUCAAGGCGAUUGGGUACAUAUUCUCAAUCAAUACAGUCAAAACAUCGACCUCAGUGCUCAAACACUCACACAAAUGUUCCAACGCUUAGCUCAAGAUUUAAUGAAAAAUCUUCUCGAAGUUGCACUCAGUGCCGUGCCUAACGCGUUAGCCAUUGUUGAUAACUUGAAACAACAAGGCCUUCUUUCAUUUUAUAAUCAUUGA
This is a messenger RNA of Adineta ricciae, 813 nucleotides long. Lineage: Eukaryota; Metazoa; Rotifera; Eurotatoria; Adinetida; Adinetidae. The record is from the annotation of a GenBank genome assembly.